This is a messenger RNA of Gambusia affinis (western mosquitofish), 3489 nucleotides long. It is a transcript of the gene gpc2, whose product is annotated as glypican 2. The transcript has 11 exons. Gene Ontology annotation, biological process: cell migration; regulation of protein localization to membrane; smoothened signaling pathway. Bases 312 to 2054 code for a protein of 580 amino acids. Gene Ontology annotation, cellular component: plasma membrane; extracellular region; synapse. The record is from RefSeq and is a predicted model, not a curated record. NCBI's taxonomy places the organism in Eukaryota, Metazoa, Chordata, Actinopteri, Cyprinodontiformes, Poeciliidae.
AUUCUCCUCCUGUGUUUACGCGCAGCGGCGGGUAUCCCAGGAAAGGAAAAAUAAAAUAAAGGGGGACACCAUGGAAACACAAAUGAUGUAAAAAAAAAAUAAAAAAAUAAAAAAAAUCCAGCCCGGAUGUUGAUCAGGAGCACCAUGACUGCUUUAAAGGACUAAUGAUUUUGGAUCUUGUCACUAUUUUAUACUUUUACCUGCAUCUAUCCGGUUCAGUCAUUCAUUCUGCGAGUCACUUUGGUCUUACAUAAACCCACCAGUCAUUCUACUGGGAUUUGCUUCAUUUGAUUUCGAGUCCCGCUGUGAGGAUGGACACCCGGUUGCUGGUUUGGCUCUGCACCAUCGCUGCCCUGUCAGGGACACGGAGCCCCGUGGCUGCUGCGGGAAGAAGCUGCGCUGACACCCGGCAGGUGUACUCAGAGAAGGGGUACAGCACCAGCACCGCGCCUGUGACUCAGAUCUCCGGUGAGCACCUGCGACUUUGUCCUCAGGAUUAUACCUGCUGCUCCAGUCAGAUGGAGGAGACUCUGUCACUUCAGAGUGAGAGGGACUUCUUGAAAGCCAUCGAAGACAACAGCCAAUUUCUCUUGACUACCUUCACACAGAGACACCGCCGGUUUGAUGAGUUCUUCAGGGAGCUUAUAGACCUUUCCGAGAAGUCUAUGAACCAGAUGUUUACCAAGACCUACGGCCGCCUCUUCACUCAGAACACACAUGUCUUCCAGGAGCUGUUCGUGGAGCUUCGGAGAUAUUAUUCUGGGGGCAGUGUGAGUCUGACAGAGGUCUUCUCAGACUUCUGGUCCGGACUUGUGGAGCGAGUAUUCUCAUUGGUCAACCCCCAAUAUCAGUUCAGUGAUGACUACCUGGAGUGUGUCAGCAAACACACUGAGCAGCUACAACCGUUUGGAGAUGUUCCUCGCAAACUUCGAGUGCAGGUGUCCAGAGCUUUCAUAGCUGCCAGAGCUCUAUCUCAGGGCCUAGCUUUUGGUCGGGAUAUGGUAAAUACGGCCACAAAGUUGACAGCAGAUUCAGAGUGUGUGCAUGGCCUUAUGCGUCAGUGGUACUGCCCCCUGUGUCGAGGUUUGCCCUUUCUCCGGCCCUGCCACACACUGUGCCUUAACGUGAUGAAGGGAUGCUUAGCCAAUCAGGCAGAACUGGACACAGAGUGGAACAAUUUCAUAGAUGCUCUCUAUGUGGUAUCUGAGAAGCUGGAGGGACCAUUUAACUUUGAGCUUGCAGCUGACUCUAUUUCUGUAAAAGUCUCUGAGGCCAUUAUGCACAUGCAGGAGAACAGUGUGAGCAUCUCCAGAAAGGUGUUCCAAGGUUGUGGGAAUCCAACUCCAGCAAGGAACAAACGUUCUCCCAGCGAGUCAGGAGGGAACAGGAAGCCUUUUCGCACCUACACCCCCGAGGAGAAACCCACCACAGCUGCAGGCACCAACCUGGACCGGCUGGUUACUGAGCUGAAGGAGCGACUGAGGCCUAUGCGAGGCUUCUGGGUGUCCCUCCCACACACCAUCUGCAAUGAUGAGAGGAAGGCUGCCGACGUCACUAAUGAGGACCGCUGCUGGAACGGGCAAACCCGGGGGAGGUACCUGCCGGAUGUUACAGGCAACGGACUCGCCAGCCAAAUAAACAACCCAGAGGUGGAGGUGGACAUUGCCCGUCCAGAUGUGAAGGUCAAACAGCUAAUCGUGGAUCUGAAGGUGGUGACCAACAAACUGAAGCACGCUGAACGCGGACAGGAUAUAAAUUUCAUAGACAGUGAGGAGGGCAGUGGCUCAGGGGGUGGAGAUCAUGAUGAAAGGUACAGUGAUGAUUGGCCAGGUUAUGGCCCUCACUCUCCUCCGUACAGCAAAACCCCACGUAACCCCGUCUCCAGUCCGGCAAAGCCUACGCGAGGCCGGGAGAGAAACGGGUCCAAGUGGAGCAGAAACCAUGGCCAGGGACGUGUCAAAGCCUCUGCCACCUCUCCUCAUCUGCACAUUUCCUCCCUUGUUUCCUUGUUGUCUUUGCAGUGUGUAAUCAUGGUUUCCCCCUUGUGGAGAUAGCUGGUUAUUACAAUCUGGAGGUAUUGUAGAGAGUUUUCUGUCAUGCUGCCGUCUUAAGCACAUUCUGAAGAUUUUAAAAAGGCAAUUCCAUUACAAGGACAAACCGAGGCUAAAUUAGCAAUAAAGAAAACACUUUUUUUACACUAUACUGAAGAAAUCAAAAUGAAAUUCUCUCCCCCCAGUUAUCAAAAGCAAACAUUCCCCAAUUUUGAGGUAAACCCCACCCCCCAAAACAAGUAGAGCUAUGUUUUAAGUGCCAUUUGUGAGAUUUUGACCUAUUGGAGUUUGUUACUGAAUGGUGUACUUUUUUGAUGAAAGUUGAAAGAGAUUUUUGUAUUAUUAUUUUAACAUCAAGUGAAUUAGCACCUUUUCUGAGUGUUUGAGAAAGUGAAUAGUGUCAUCUGUGAAGUAGAGAUUAGUGGUCCCAAUUAUUACUGGCUGUUUGGAAAUGUUUCUACUUUCUUCUUUCAAAAGUAACAAAGAACGAUCUUUAAUUCUAACAUGAUUUUGAGUUAUUAGAAAAAACCCAAAACAGCUGGUUUCAAAGAAAACAUGUUUGAGUGAUAUUCAGAAAGCUUGCUGUUUGACACUGUGGACAAAAAGCUUAACUUAUGGGAGAUUAUUGAAUAAUAAUUUCCUGAUUGUGUUGUAUUGCUUGGCUAUCAAAAUGCUGCAAAAAUUACAUAUGUUGAGUCACUACAUAUAAUGGAUGUGCAUGGUAUUAAGUUGUAAACGUGGUGCACCAUAUUUACCAACUGAAAAUUUUGAUUUUAAUUUCCUGCCAACAAGCUCUAGAUGUUUGUAUGUUUUAGAAUUUUAUUUUGAAGUAAAACUACUAAUCAGCUGUUUGCUCAUAUAAAGACUCAUGCACUAAGAACAUUUCCCAAAAUGUCAACAUAAAACACAAAGUUACUGAAGUCUGUUGGUUGGACUUUUGAAGAGAAAAGAGGCACUGAGACUCGAAAGAAUGUAUAAAUGCUGCAAACAGACCCUGGAAAAUCUGGUUUUGACAGAAAAAGAAAUGUUUAUUUAUGCAAAUCAGCCACUGUAGAAAAAAAAUCAAGCUUUUAUUUGCUCUGCUUUAAAAUUUUUUAUUCUGAGCCAAACUUUUUCACAGAAUAACACCAGCAAGUCAGAAGUGAUUGUCAGUUCAGAAAAAAAGCAUUCCAGUAGAAACAGUGGCAUUCAUUUACAUUGUUUUACCACACACAGGAUUAAAUUACACAACAAAUGAAUGAAAGUGUUUUAAUUAUGUGCUUUUGAUGAUCAGCAGCCAGAUAAUUGAGUGGCAGCAUCUGUUGUAUAUGUUAAACGUCAGGAACUCUUUCUCUGAUAACUUCAAGGUGAAUUUAUGGCACAACUUUUUUUCAUGUUGUAACUGUUUUUUGGUAUCAAACCAGUGAUAUUUUCAGCUUCAAUAAAAACCUGAAGAAAA